UUUCACGGAUUUUUUCAGAGGAGAAAAUGCCUAAAGGGCCAGCCAAAUUGGGAUAUUUCGUGUCGAAAGACCAAACUAUACAAAACGCAGACAAUGUUUGCGUGCUCGUUGUUCACUACAACUUUGAAAAAACCAAGAACGAAACCUGGAUUCGGAUAGGAGAUGAUCAGGACGUAAAUAAUCUGAAACGGACAUUCGGAGAGAACCGUAACUGCAACUUCCACGAUGUGUUAUCGCCGGAAAAAGAGGAAUUGCUUGAACUUCUCUCCGAUCAAGAAAAACUGUUGCAAUUAUUUGGCAGUUCAGCGACCAGGGCCAAAAGAAACCAGUCAGGAUCAACUUUCGCCUCUCUUACGUGCCAGGUCUUUAAUUUCCUUGAGAAGGACGAGAGUUUCAUAAAUGUCCUCACAACUAUUCAAAAUGAGAGUCACAAAAAUGUUGACUUCAAGAAUUCUGUUGGACAGACUCCAGAAGUGAAGAUGUUUUCUCAGGACAGAAGUUUUGUCAUCUCAAAAAGUCCUUCAAAUUGCUCGGCUUUCUCGACAUCUGACGGAAUUGGCAUCAGGAAAAAAAAGGAACUCGAGUUUUACUCUUGGAAAUCAAACAAAAAGGAAAACUUGCGACGCCGCGUUGCGAUUCUUUUUUCCAAAGAGCAAAACGAUCAGUUAAAAGAAAUUAAAAAAGUGCUGUCCCUAAACCUAGAUUUUGAGACCAGCGAAAGGUUGCUGAGAGGAAAGCCGUGGAUGUCCAUAAACGAAGCCUCGUGGAGUGAUUCCAACAUAGGCUGCAUUUUCCUGCUUUUCUUUGGCAUUUUGAGUGAAGACAAGAACACGAAUGAGGUUUGCGUGCAGGUGGACGGUCAAGAAACUGCGGUAUCUGAAAUACUGCGCGAGUUUAUCGGGCCAAAAAACGAGCAGUGGAUUGGAAAACCGAAAAUAUUAUUCCUUGUGAAUCAGGAAACGAGCUCAUCUGACUACCUCGGAUCAACGCAGCCUAAGAUGAAAAUAUCAGCAACAAACCACAGUGGAUGGUUAGUCCUAGUUUUGCACAGUAAAGAUAAAAUUAAAAAGCUGAUCGAAAUCUUCAAGGGACAAGAGCUGAAAAAGGAGAAAAGUCUUCAAGAACUGCUCGCAACUCUUCUCAUCUCCGAAUCAAAGGAAAAUAAGGAUUUACUUAACUCGACGCUCCAGUAUCCUCUCAAUUUUCCAGAAUGGCCAAAGUCUUUUGUUAAACUUAACUUUUCGGUAACAAAGCUUAAAACUCUAGAAAAGCGCAUCAGCUUUGACAGUCUUCUGGAGACGGGCAAGAGUCGAGAAGAAUGUAAAUCAUUCAUCGAGAACUUUGCGUCAAAGGAUAUCUUGGAAAAUCCUUUGCACCUUUCUUUGGUUGCCAAGUACGGGGCCAAAGGAAACUUGUACCAGAUCUACGACCAGGUUGUGCGACACAAAGUGGAAAUCCAUCUUCAAGACAGGGAAGGAUAUGACAAAAACAACUUUUCCAAGUUUCAAGAGCAAUUAGACUAUGCCUUGGAAAGUCUUCAACAGUUAGCAAGUUGCCACAUCAGAGGAGUUGCACUUCCUGAUUACACGAAAGACGACCUAGAAAAAAACAAUUACUAUGGCAUUGCCUCGUUUCAAGACAACAAGGUUAUUUUCAUUCAUCAGACUUUUGCCGAAUUUCUCGCAGCCCAAUAUUUUUUAUGUAAAAUAGAUGAUUUCCUCAUUGACACUGCAAAAUUAUUUUUCGGGCCAUCAUUUUCGUGGUGCAGAAAGAAUGACGAGGGCACAAGCGAUGGGUCCUCGGAUGACGAGGACGACAAAGUAUGCAUGGAUUAUUUCUUAAUGCUGCAGAAGAUCGACAUUAACAUGACGGAUAAAAGAGGAAAAACUGCUCUUCACUGCGCUGCGGAACAUGCAUAUCUUGAACGUGUCAAAGAGUUGAUCCAUUCUGGCGCAAAUGUUCGAGCUGUAGACGAAAAUGGAUGGAAUGCUUUUCAUUUUGCUUGCAGCAGUCGGCGUUACCUUAAAGAAGGCGUGAUUCGAUUGUGGCACAGCACUGAUAGUCAGCUUGCCAAGGAGAAAUCCAACAGUGGUCAAACAGGGCUGCAUAUUUUAAUGGAAUCCAGCAAAUAUUGCUCGGAUAAUGAAGCGCGUUUUCUGGUCGAAGAGAUUGGAGUCGACGCAAGAGCAAAGGACAAUAAUGGCUGCACUGCGUUACGUAUAGCAGUUAACAAAGGAGUUGAAAAAUGCGUUGACUAUUUGAUGACAAAAGAUAUCGACCUGGAAGUAAAAAACAAACGGGGGCGAACGUGCCUGCAUUUUGCCGCUGGAAGGGGUGAUUUAGAGGAUCUGCAAACUUGGAUAGAACUGGGUGGAGACUUGAAUGUGGUUGACGAAAAAGGGAUGACUGCGUUGCAUUUAGCUUCAGAAAAAGGACAUUUGCAGUUUGUGGAAAAGCUUUUAGCCUGCGCUGCCGAGGAAGCUUAUAAUCCAGAUAUUGGUGAGGGUUGUGUUGGAUCUAAACUGAAAAAGAACGAGAUAUUAAACAGAUGUGACAAUGGAGGAAGAACAGCUCUGCAUUUUGCUGCUAAAUCAGGAAAUGUUGAUUUGGUGAAAUGGUUGAUUGAAAACAACGCAGAUUUAACUCAAACGGACCCGGAAGGAAAGAAUGCAAUCCACUUCGCUAUAAGAAACGAAAGAAUGUUACGAUUCCUCAAUGAGAAGAACAGAGAUCUUGUGAAGCAGCGUACAAAAUAUGGAGACACAACUCUACAUCUGGCAAUUAAAAGGAAAUCAAAAGUAACGGAAGAGGACGAACAAAUUUCUGUGUGGAUUAUUGGACAAGUAGACGACACCGUUUUAAACGCGAAAAAUUAUUAUCGCCAAACACCACUCUUACUGGCUUGCGAAGAAGAGUGGUGGAAGGUCGCCGAACUGCUGCUGACCAGAAAUGUUGAGGUCAAUGUCUCGGACAGAAGUGGAAAAACUGUAAUACACUACGCCGCAGAAAAAGGAAACUUGUCUUUAGUGAAGCUUUUGCUUGAGAAAGGUGCGGAUUUGACUCUAAGAGACAACAAGGGAAAGAACGCGUUGCACCACGCAAUAGAUCACUUGGAGGUAAUUUCAUUUCUUCACGAGAAAAACAAUGAGUUGUUGGGACAGCGUCUUAAAGACGGAGACACAACCCUCCAUUUGGCAUUAAAAACGUGGGACAUUGACACUGACACAAUUCGUUGGCUCGUUGAGCAUUGCGAAAAUGACUUGAAUGUAACAAACAGCGAGGGUGAUACACCGCUUAUGUUGGCUUGCAAGAGGAGAGAAUGGAUUAUUGCUAAAAUUUUGCUAGCAAAAACCAUUGAUAUAGACACGAAAGAUGAAAAUGGAAGAACGGCCUUUCACUACGCAGUUAACUGGUGGAGUAAUUCUGAUAUAAAAGAAUUACAUGCUUUUUAUCUGGUGCAAGAGUUGUGCAAAAGAGGCGCAGAUUUGGCUUUGACAGACAACGACGGGAUGAACGCAUUUCACCAUGCUAUACCAAACUUUCACAUGGCGUUAUUCAUUCAUAAUUUGAAUGGUGAUUUGGUUAAACAGCGUUUGAACAAUGGAGACACAUCUCUACAUCUGGCAAUCAAAUUAGAACAAGACAUCAGGGACAUUAUUUUUCCUUGGCUUGUGGAGCAAUGCGAAAAUGACUUGAAUGUAACAAACAGCGAGGGCGAUACACCGCUUCUGCUGGCUUUCAAGAAGAGAAAGUUGAUUAUUGCUAAAUUUUUGCUGGCAAAAACCGUUGAUAUAGACACGAAAGAUAAAAAUGGAAGAACAGCUCUGCACUAUGCCAUCGCUACUCAUUGUUGGAGUGGAAAUUCAGAUGCUCUUGAUUUGGUGCAAGAGUUGUGCAAAAGAGGUGCAGAUUUGGCUUCGACAGACAACGACGGGAUGAACGCAUUUCACCAUGCGAUGGAAAACUUUAACAUGGCUAUAUUCAUUCAUGAGAUGAAUGGUGAUUUGGUUAAACAGCGUUUGAACAAUGGAGAUACCUCUCUGCAUCUGGCAAUCAAAUUAUGCAGCCCAAAUAACAUUCUUAUUUGGCUUGUGGAGCAAGGCGACAUUGAUUUGAACGCGACAAAUGCUUUGAACGAAACCCCAUUAAUCCUGGCUUGCAAAUAUUGGAACGAGAAUAGGAACUUUGUUGAUUUACUUAUGUCUAAAAAUGUGGAUGUCUUAGUAAAAGACAAUCAGGGGAAGUGUGCUCUUCACUACUUUAACAAAUUUUGUCCAACUCAUUUACGUGGAAGCUAUGUUGAUAUCGAAGAAGCGUCACCCAGCAAAAAAAUGCGAAUGAGUUAAAUUGGAUUUUUCCUUCCCAGAAUUCGGACCUAUUUGCUUUUUGUUGCUCCAACGCUUGAUGACUUCAAGCAUUGCCACCAACGUAGAUGAUGACAGAGGAGGAAUAAUUCGCUCUUAAAUUAAGUUUGCAAGUACCAGAUGAGCGAAUAUCAUUGUUUUCAUGGUAUUUUCUGAAAUAGUGUCAUAUUUGUAAACUAUCAAUUAAUUUUAAUGCCUUGUAUUUAUACCAAGAUUUUAAUUACAAUUAAAGAAUAAGAUUUUCAAAGAA
Messenger RNA from Cloeon dipterum, 4614 nucleotides. RefSeq lists its product as uncharacterized. The transcript is spliced from 9 exons. NCBI's taxonomy places the organism in Eukaryota, Metazoa, Arthropoda, Insecta, Ephemeroptera, Baetidae. The record is from RefSeq and is a predicted model, not a curated record. The coding region runs from base 27 to 4346 and encodes 1439 amino acids. Gene Ontology annotation, molecular function: protein binding.